AUGUGCUCCCAGAUCUGGUUCCUGACAGACCGGCGCAUCCGCGAGGACUACCCGCAGGUGCAGAUCCUGCGCGCCCUCCGGCAGCGCUGCUCCGAGCAGGACGUGCGCUUCAGGGCGGUGUUCAUGGACCAGCUAGCGGUCACCGUCAUCGGUGGCCACCUCGGCCUGCAGCUGAACCAGAAGGCCCUCACCACCUUCCCAGAUGUCGUGGUCGUGCGGGUCUCCACACCCUCUAUACAGUCAGACAGCGACAUCACCGUCCUGAGACACCUAGAAAAGCUGGGCUGCCGCUUGGUCAACCGCUCUCAGAGCAUCUUAAACUGCAUCAAUAAGUUCUGGACAUUUCAAGAGCUGGCUGGACAUGGGGUCCCCAUGCCAGACACUUUCUCCUAUGGUGGACAUGAAGACUUUUCAAAAAUGAUUGAUGAAGCUGAGCCCCUAGGCUACCCGGUUGUGGUGAAGAGCACACGAGGCCACCAGGGAAAAGCUGUUUUUCUGGCAAGAGAUAAGCAUCACCUCUCAGACAUCUGCCAUCUGGUCCGCCACGAUGUGCCCUAUCUGUUCCAGAAGUAUGUGAAGGAGUCCCAUGGGAAGGACGUCCGGGUGGUGGUGGUAGGGGGCCAGGUGAUAGGCUCCAUGCUACGCUGCUCCACAGAUGGACGGAUGCAGAGCAACUGCUCUCUUGGUGGUGUGGGUGUCAAGUGCCCACUGACAGAACAAGGCAAGCAGUUGGCUAUUCAAGUAUCCAAUAUUCUGGGCAUGGACUUCUGUGGCAUUGAUCUUCUCAUCAUGGAAGAUGGCUCCUUCGUGGUGUGUGAGGCAAAUGCCAAUGUUGGCUUUCUAGCUUUCGACCAGGCAUGCAACUUAGAUGUGGGUGGAAUCAUCGCAGACUAUACUAUGUCCUUACUGCCAAAUAGGCAGACAGGGAAGAUGGCUGUCCUCCCAGGACUGUCGAGCCCCAGGGAGAAGAAUGAGCCAGAUGACUGUGCUUCUGCUCAGGGAGUUUCAGGCAGCGUCUACACCAUCAACAACGGGUCUACCUCCAGUGAGAGUGAGCCUGAACUGGGAGAGGUCCGGGAUUCCUCAACAAACACAAUGGGGGUUCCGUCCCCCCAUGCUGCCCGAGCCUGGCUACAACAUUAA
This is a messenger RNA of Perognathus longimembris pacificus (Pacific pocket mouse), 1143 nucleotides long. RefSeq names its product ribosomal modification protein rimK like family member A (gene Rimkla). Bases 1 to 1143 code for a protein of 380 amino acids. Gene Ontology annotation, biological process: protein modification process. The transcript has 5 exons. NCBI's taxonomy places the organism in Eukaryota, Metazoa, Chordata, Mammalia, Rodentia, Heteromyidae. Gene Ontology annotation, molecular function: metal ion binding; ATP binding; ligase activity, forming carbon-nitrogen bonds. The record is from RefSeq and is a predicted model, not a curated record. Gene Ontology annotation, cellular component: cytoplasm.